Molecule: messenger RNA, 4297 nt
Organism: Xenopus laevis (African clawed frog)
Lineage: Eukaryota; Metazoa; Chordata; Amphibia; Anura; Pipidae
Gene: tert.L
Product: telomerase reverse transcriptase L homeolog
Biological process (GO): telomere maintenance; DNA strand elongation; telomere maintenance via telomerase
Cellular component (GO): nucleus; telomerase catalytic core complex; chromosome, telomeric region
Molecular function (GO): nucleotidyltransferase activity; DNA-directed DNA polymerase activity; RNA-directed DNA polymerase activity
Source: RefSeq, marked provisional
CUCUCUGUAAACAGUAAGGUCGUUUUACUUGUCUGCGUUCCAUGCAUAGACGGAAAAUAGGCAAAACUGCUUAAAAAAAAUAAAAAAGUAGUGGGUGGGUUAAGCUGCUUGGCUGCGAAUACUACGCAAAUAAAUCCGGCAUCUUGGAAGAGAUGACGUAUCAGCGUACAACUAACUAGCGGACUUUGCCAUUGUGCUCACUAUGCCCCGGUACUGACCAUGCCUUUGCGUACAGGAGGAGCCACAUUACUGAGCAUUUUGCAGAGACUUUAUGGCCAGGUGCUUGGGAUUGUGGAAUAUACUGACACAUUGCAGGUUCCCGGCGGCAUCAAGGUGCCCGUGCUGCUAGAGGGAGACUCUGAGAAGUUCAGGUCAUUUGUUGCGGAACUAGUGGUAUGCAUUCCAAGAGGAACAAAGCCGCUCCCGUCCCCGGUCUCCUUUCUUCAGCUAUCAACUCAGAGGGAAGUAGUGGCACGAGUGAUUCAACGGAUUUGUGAAAAGAAGAGAAAAAAUGUUCUAGCUUUUGGUUAUGGCUUAGUUGAUGAAAAAAACUCACUGAAUAUUCGAUUGACUCCAAAUAUUUGCAAUUAUUUUCCUAAUCCCACAACAACAACAAUCAGCACAAGUAUUCUUUGGGAAACUCUUCUUACUAGAGUAGGUGAUGAUGUUAUGAUGUAUUGGCUGGAACAAUGCUCGAUUUUUGUAUUUGUGCCUCCUAGGUGCUGCUAUCAAAUCACUGGACAGCCAAUCUACACUUUACCCAGUGAUGAUGUGUUUCUUUUUCAGAGUCAGUCAUUUACACAAAGCAAUGUUUUGUUGCGGUACAUUAAAAGAAAUGUUUUUCACUUGCGGAAAAAAUAUCUGAAGCCAAAACACUCAAUGACUUCUCGAAUGCUAACAUGGCGGAGAAACAAAUCCCCAUCAGGGUUGCUUAUUCGUAGCAAAACAUCUAUGGCGGUCACCACAGAAAUUCAUUCUAAAAGGAAACUAUGUUCUAAAGAUAUUUGUGUCAUUCCAGAUAAGAAACGUAGAGACAACUUGGACAAAGAUGAUACUGUGGACCACUUUGACUUGCCUAUGUGUAGAAGUGUCUCUUACUUGUCAAAUAUGUAUCCUAAAACGAAUGUGCAAGUAACAGGAUUGAUUACUUCAGGAUAUAAAAAAACAAAAACAUUUCAAUGUCAAAAACCUGUUUCCUGUGAACAAAAGAAAACAACUGCUUUCUACUCCGUUGCUGGUGAUUGUAAUCUAUCUCUUAAAGAUAAUGUCAAUAAAUUAAUUACCAAUGCUUCUGUCCCCACAGCACAAAGCAGACUUUCAUUUUCAAACAUUUUUAUUGACUUUGGAAGAACAUUGUAUUUAAGUAUAAGUUAUAAGAAGGGCUUCUCUGAAAGUUUCAUACUGAACAGUUUAGAUAGUACCCCUUCUGGGAGCCAAAAAUUAGUGGAAACCAUAUUUCUGAGCAACUUUCUAGCUGAGCAAAAUUUUGACCAGCCAAAACGGGAUGAAAACUGUAGAUAUAAACUUCCCAAACGUUAUUGGAAAAUGAAACCACAUUUUCAAGAAUUAAUACAAAACCAUAAGAAAUUCCCUUAUCUGGUAUAUUUAAAUAAACACUGCCCUGUUAGGUCUUCAAUGGCUUGUUCCGAAAAAAGGUCGUUGCAGAAAAACAGGAUUGAAAAUGAUGGAAAACAGCUAAAACAUUUUACAACCAAAGCAAACUUGUUAUCCCUUCUUAAGCAACACAGCAGCAUUUGGCAAGUGUACAUGUUUGUUAGAGAAUGCUUAAAUAAUGUAGUGCCUGAUAUUAUGUGGGGCUCCAGUCACAACAAGUGCCGUUUCUUCAGAAAUGUGAAAUCAUUUCUCUUUUUUUCUGGAAAAUUUGGCAAGAUCUCUUUAUCAGAGCUUAUGUGGAGUAUGAGAGUAGAAGACUGCUCCUGGAUUCGUCUCCAAAAAAGUGAUCAUUUUGUUCCAGCUUCAGAACACUUGCUACGAGAGAAAAUCCUUGCCAAAUUUGUCUUUUGGCUGAUGGACACCUAUGUCAUACAGUUGCUGAAAUCAUUUUUUUAUGUCACUGAAACAAUGUUUCAGAAGCAUAGACUUUUGUUCUACAGAAAAUCUGUUUGGAAGAAACUUCAAAAUAUAGGUCUAAGAAAACAUCUGGAGAAGGUGAAACUGCGUUCACUGUCCUCUGAUGAACUAGAAAAUAUGCAACAAUGGAAAAAUGUUCCACUGGUUUCCAGGCUCAGAUUCAUACCAAAAACAAAUGGACUACGUCCUAUAUCAAAGAUAUCCAGUACUUUGAGUAGCCAACAAAGCAAAGAAAACCAAGAAAAGAAGAUUCACCAUUUCAGCUCUCAGAUUCGAAACCUUUUCAGUGUUCUUAACUAUGAGUGGAAUAGAAAUUGCAGCCUUAUUGGUUCUUCUGUUUUUGGCAUGGAUGAUAUAUACAAGAAGUGGAAAAAAUUUGUGCUUGAUUUUGAAAAACCCCAAGUUGAAAAACUACAAUUUUACUUUGUCAAGACAGAUGUUAAGGGGGCAUAUGAUACCAUUCCACAUUCAAAGCUUGAUGAAGUGAUCUCAAAAGUAAUAAAUCCAAAUGCAAAUGAGGUGUAUUGCAUACGACGUUAUGCCACAGUUUCAGUGGAUCCAACUGGACGCAUUAUAAAAUCUUUCAAAAGACAUGUAUCUGAAUUAGCAGAUGUUCUUCCAAAUAUGAAACAGUUUGUUUCAAAUCAACAGGAAAAGAACUUGUUACGAAACACAAUUCUAGUGGAACAGAACCUUUUAUUGAAUGAGAGCUCUGUCAAACUUCUUGCUGUUUUUCAACAAAUAAUCAGAUCCCAUAUCUUGAGAAUAAAAGAUCGAUAUUACAUGCAGUGCUGUGGAAUACCACAGGGGUCAAUGUUAUCUACAAUCCUGUGCAGUUUGUGCUAUGGAGACAUGGAAAAUGCAAUGCUUGGUGGAAUACAAAAAAAUGGGGUACUAAUGCGAUUGAUUGAUGAUUUUUUGUUGGUAACGCCUCAUCUUGACCAGGCAAAAACAUUUUUGAGGACUCUGGCUGAAGGAAUUCCCCAAUAUGGGUGCUCUAUCAGUCCUCAAAAAACAGUGGUAAACUUUCCUGUUGAUGACAUCCCAGAAUGCUCUGAGGUGGAACAAUUACCCAGUCACUGCUUGUUCCGAUGGUGUGGUCUUUUGCUGGACACCCAAACUUUGGACGUUUACUAUGAUUAUUCAAGCUAUGCAUGUACCUCCAUCCGAUCAAGUAUGACAUUUUGUCAUAGUUCUGCAGCAGGAAAAUACAUGAAACAGAAACUUAUAAGAGUCCUCAGAUUGAAGUGUCACAGUCUCUUCCUUGACUUAAAGGUAAACAGUUUAAGGACGGUCUGCAUCAAUACUUAUAAGAUAUUCUUGCUUCAAGCUUACAGGUUUCAUGCUUGUGUUGUUCAGCUUCCAUUUGGCCAGCGGGUAAUGAAUAAUCCACCUUUUUUCCUUACUGUGAUUUCUGAUAUGGCACCUUGCUUUUACACCACUUUUAAAGCUAAAAACAAAGAUCUUACGCGUGGUUACAAAGAUGUGAGCUGUCAAUUCAACUUUGAAGCAGUACAGUGGCUCAGUUACCAAGCUUUUCUUACUAAGCUUCACAAUCACAAAGUAUUAUACAAAUGUCUUAUUGGGCCACUGCAGAACUGUAAAAUGCAGUUAUCCAGAAGACUAUCACAGGAUACUAUUGAACUUCUAAAAUCUGUCACAGAUUCCUCUCUUCACAAAGACUUUUCAUGUAUAAUGGAUUAGUUUUUGUCUUAAAACUGUAACUGCUGAAGGACACCUGUCACCUGAAAAAUGUUUUCCUUAUCCUGAGAAUAGUGCCACAGCUUUUAAUAGUAAUGUGCAUGUGUGGGAUGUCGCAUGCAUGCACAUAACAAGCACUCUGAGCAAUGAUAUGUGCAGACAUGCCCCUAAUCAUGGCCUUCUGCACCAGGAGCUUCGUCCGAGUGCAGGCAGCCUAGAGCAGGUUGGGGGCAUUCUUUUAAAAAAAUACUAUUGUUUUCGCCAACUGGAGUGCAGACGCGAUUAGCCCACAAUUCCAGUGGGGGAAGCAUUUUUAUGUUGACAGGUGCCCUUUAAAUAGCAGUGCCACAUACUGUAUUUGCACACUGAUAAUAUCGUUUUAUGUUCCUCAUAUUGCAGCUUGACUGUAUCAUGUGCUCUAUUGGUUAAUACCGUGCAAUACAGCUAUUAUUUAUGUUUGUAUAAAUUUAUAUAAUAAAACAAGCAGAAAAGUGUUUCUCAGUAA